Messenger RNA from Theobroma cacao (cacao), 1001 nucleotides. RefSeq names its product transcription factor JUNGBRUNNEN 1-like. NCBI's taxonomy places the organism in Eukaryota, Viridiplantae, Streptophyta, Magnoliopsida, Malvales, Malvaceae. The record is from RefSeq and is a predicted model, not a curated record. Gene Ontology annotation, biological process: regulation of DNA-templated transcription. Gene Ontology annotation, molecular function: DNA binding.
GUUUCAUAUACUGCAACUGGAAUUUUUCAAGGACACAAAGGAAAGAUGAACGUCCAAGAUGGUACUGCCAUGAUGGACGAAGAUGUUCCGCUGCCAGGGUUUCGUUUCCAUCCCACAGAUGAAGAGCUUCUUAGUUUUUAUCUUCAACGAAAGGUUGACAAGAAACCCAUCAAAAUCGAACUCAUCAAACAGAUGGAUAUCUAUAAAUGUGAUCCUUGGGACCUUCCAAAGCCUAGCAGUGAGGGAGAGAGCGACUCAUAUUUCUUCUGCAAAAGGGGAAGAAAGUAUAGAAACAGCAUUAGACCAAAUAGAGUGACAGGAUCUGGGUUUUGGAAGGCAACCGGCAUUGACAAGCCUGUUUAUUCACAUGGAGGUGAAGGCCAUGUGUGCAUAGGGCUAAAGAAAACGUUAGUAUACUACCGCGGGAGUGCAGGAAAAGGAACCAAAACGGACUGGAUGAUGCAUGAGUUUCGCCUUCCCAGCAAUGAUAAUAACACAAGCCUUUCCGAUCCCCAAUAUGCCCAAGAAGCUGAAGUAUGGACCAUAUGUCGAAUUUUCAAGCGGAACGCAUCACAUAGAAAGUUAUACACACCAGAUUGGAGAGAAGUUGCUGCUAAACGUCAUUCGACUAACAGAACAAGCUCUCAAACAUUUACUGUGGAAUCCAAUAAUGUUGAGAAUUACAUAAGUUUCGGUGAUCCAAUCCUUCAACACCAAGCUGUUAAUCAAAUCAAUGGUAGAAGCCAAUGGCAUGCAGCAGCAGACCAAUUGAGCACCACGGCUCAACCUCUAUUAAUUGCACCAUCUUCAAGCUUUUCGAAUCCUGAAACGGACUUAGUUACUUACGCUAAUUGGGAUGAACUCAGAUCAGUUGUAGAGUUUGCUCUUGAUCCCUCUCUUCUGUAAAUGCCUUUCUAAUUAAUUAUAUGUUGUUGUAGUUGAAACUCACAUAUAUUAAAGAUAAGCACUAUGAGCAAAUAAAUGAAGUGUUCAAGCUGCAA